This is a messenger RNA of Nyctereutes procyonoides (raccoon dog), 1792 nucleotides long. It is a transcript of the gene LPAR6, whose product is annotated as lysophosphatidic acid receptor 6. NCBI's taxonomy places the organism in Eukaryota, Metazoa, Chordata, Mammalia, Carnivora, Canidae. The transcript has 2 exons. The coding region runs from base 465 to 1502 and encodes 345 amino acids. Gene Ontology annotation, cellular component: membrane. The record is from RefSeq and is a predicted model, not a curated record. Gene Ontology annotation, molecular function: lysophosphatidic acid receptor activity. Gene Ontology annotation, biological process: positive regulation of Rho protein signal transduction; phospholipase C-activating G protein-coupled receptor signaling pathway.
AGCCCAUCUCACAAUACAUCUGGCAACGGAGGAAAAGGCUUCAAGCCAGCAAGAGCUAACACGCCUAGGAAUUUAUUUCAGAAACUUUGAAAGACUCUUCUGCUUACCACCAUCUGGAAUCCACUGCAGGAAUACCAAAAAGAAAAACUCCAUUUAAAAGAAGAAGUUGGCUUCACGGACUAUAUUUUUCAAAAGUUGUUCGACGGUUACCUAGACCCUGGAUUCACGGAUAUUCUGGAGAUUAGAAGAAAAGAUUUGCCUGUCGAAGGACCAAGUGGAAACUCUGCCAACAACGAAUUUCAUGUUUCUUACCAAGAUCUCAAAGAAAAAGGAAGUAUUUCUAAAAUCGCCCAAAGAUACAAAGAACCUGCAAAUACUCCGGAGGUUAUAAAGCCGGCACAAUCGGAAUACCAAAGGCUGCAGCUGCCCCAAGGACUCCGGUACAGUAGAGCGGCCGUGCCUGUAUGAUGGUAAGCAGUAACGGCUCCAGCUGCUCCUAUGACGACUCCUUUAAGUACACUUUGUACGGGUGCAUGUUUAGUAUGGUGUUUGUGCUUGGGUUAAUAUCCAACUGUGUUGCCAUAUACAUUUUCAUCUGCACCCUCAAAGUGCGAAACGAAACCACAACGUACAUGAUUAACUUGGCAAUGUCAGACUUGCUUUUUGUUUUUACUUUACCCUUCAGGAUUUUUUACUUUGCAACACAGAAUUGGCCAUUCGGAGAUCCACUUUGUAAAAUCUCAGUGAUGCUCUUUUAUACCAACAUGUACGGAAGCAUUCUGUUCUUAACCUGUAUAAGUGUGGAUAGGUUUCUGGCAAUUGUCCACCCGUUUAAGUCAAAGACUCUGAGAACAAAACGAAAUGCAAAACUCGUAUGCAUUGCUGUGUGGCUAACUGUGAUAGGAGGAAGUGCGCCCGCAGUUUUUUUUCAGUCCACCCACAUUCAGGAGAACAAUUCCACAGCAGCCUGCUUUGAAAAAUUUCCAGAAGCCACAUGGAAAACAUAUCUCUCAAGGAUUGUAAUUUUCAUUGAAAUAGUGGGAUUUUUUAUUCCUCUAAUUUUAAACGUAACUUGUUCGAGUAUGGUGCUAAGAACUUUAAAUAAACCUGUUACAUUAAGUAGAAGCAAAAUAAACAAAACUAAAGUUUUAAAAAUGAUUUUUGUACAUUUGGCCAUAUUCUGCUUCUGUUUUGUGCCUUACAAUAUCAAUCUUAUUUUAUAUUCUCUGAUGAGAACACAAACACUUGUUAAUUGCUCAGCAGUGGCAGCAGUAAGGACAAUGUACCCAAUCACUCUUUGCAUUGCUGUUUCAAACUGUUGCUUUGACCCUAUAAUUUACUACUUCACGUCGGACACAAUUCAGAAUUCAAUAAAGAUGAAAAACUGGUCUGCUAAAAGAAGUGACUUCAGAUUCUCUGAAGUUCAGAGUACAGAGAACUUCAUUCAACAUAGUCUGCAGACCUUAAAAUGUAAGAUAUCUGACAAUGAAUCUACAAUAUAAGCUGCCUGAAAUAAAACCACUGGGACUUCACUGGGAACCUCUAAGUUCCUUCAACUGUGAACAGUUUUUUCUUGGACAACUAUUUCUCCACCUCUGAAAGAAACACGUGGACAUUUUAAAGUUAUAGUAUAAAAAAUUGUAUUUGAUGUGUUAGGCAUUAAAAUGUAUUCUAUGCUUGUAUACAUACCAUUUUAUUUUUCUGAGCCAUUUUGACUUGUACCUUCCUCUUCAUAAAAAAUCCCUAAAAGACUUGUUCAAAGCUUUAAACUAUGAUUUAAAUCAUGUUGCGA